AAGGGAUUUUUUCCAACAUUUUUCUCAAAUCUUGUGUGAAUCUUAAUGCAAACAAAAACCUGACAUAUUUAGGUGGCUGUUAUGGUUUCGUGCGUACAAUUUGGUUCAGAUCCAAAUAAUACAACUGAAUUAAAUUGACUGUUGAGCCUUAGUGGAGGUAUGUGCUCUAUUGAGCGCCAUUCUAGUUUGAAAUAGUUCACAGAAAGUGUUAUAAAUGGAAGAAACUGUCAGAAAAAGCUUUAGAUUACUGCAGUAUUUAUAAACCUUUUGACAAAUACAGCAGUGUUGUAUCCUGACAGCUACUACCCUAAAAUCUGUAGACAUUCGGUAUCAUUUGGACAGAUGACACCCAACCUGAAAUGAUUCACUGCCAUCCUUGCAAAUGCAUUGCACAAUCUCUGAUUUAUAACUCUAGAUACAGAGUUCAUCUUUCCAAAAGUCCAAAUGAAGAAGCUGCAACAUUUACAUCAACUCCAUCCCAAUGGAAUAACGACAAAGCAAAAUGUUCUUGAAUACAGAUCUCACACAAACAAAUGUACAUCAGAGGGCAACACUAGAAACCUCAGAGCACCUGGAGUAUCAGAGUGAUAAAGUGUGAGGGCUGGGCCACAGGUGGAGACAGGGACAGGAAAGGGAAGAGCCACACUCUCGAUGGGUGUGGCCACAUCAAGUGAGGAUAAGUUAGGUAAAAGGUGCAGCAUGUGUCCCAGUGCACAUCUUUGACUGAAGAAGACACCGCUGACACUACGUACACAGACUUGCGGGCCCCAGUGGAGGGGCUGCUUGUCUCCUGGUCAGUGCAGGAGGGGGUAUCGGCUCAUCAGAUAGAUUAAGCUCAGGGGGCUUUAGGAGCAAACAAGCUGCUUUUCACAGAAGGACCACCGGCACCAUGAGAGCUGUCCAGUACUGUCCACUGCUCCUGCUUACCCUGGUCCUGCUAACAACCAACAGUGAGGCUCUGCGAUGUUUUACCUGUAUGGGCUCCAACAACGAGGACUGCAACCGACAAGGCUCCAAAUCGUGUCCCAGCUACUCUGACGCUUGCGCUGUAGUGGUGGGCCAUGACAGUGAGUCCAACCGUGACAGUGGGGUGAUGAAGUCAUGCUCCUACAAGUCUUUCUGCAGUCAGGCCAACAGCCAGGGCUACAGGGCGCCGGGCGUCAGAGUCAACUGCUGCUACAGCAACGACUGCAACGUGACAAGCUUCGCCUCGUCACUGCAGGGACUCAACUAUCUGCUGCUGCUCCUGCCUCUGUUGUUCCACUGCUUUUUCAAGUAGAUGUUUCGGCACAACUUCAUCGUGCCAACAAGUAUCCACCUGAAAGUCUCAACGCCGACCACUGUUGUUCUCAGUCAGUCCCCCCCCUCCAAAAAGCCAAAUAACGCUGCGUAAUUUGAAGCUACACCUCUUGUCCUACUUUCCACCACUGCACUCCACUCAACGUAUACACUGACAUCCCAGAGUUGCUGAAGAGCUUGAGGUGCUAGGUGUGACUGCUUGGAUUAUAUGCACCAUGUUGGAUUGAAUCCAUUAAGCGGUGCUCAAGUAGAUGCGACUUUCAGUGGAUUUCGCUAAGCCAAUAAGUAGAGGAUCCUGAGGGAAGUGCUGAAAUAACAGGCAGAGAUCAUUUAUUAUUUGCUUCUUACAUUAAAGAGAGGAGAGAUGCUGUUCGAGUUCUUUUAGUUCUUUUCAUUUGCUCAACAAACCGUUUGUGCAGUUACAGAACAAUAGGCUCGAGAAUCUCAUUGACUUUUCGCUUUUCACCUUUAAAGUCACAUUUCUGCCGAAUCUGUUGUCUCUUUUCUUACCAAAGUACCCACAUGCCAAAGUUAUUCCAGCAGAGCUUGUGCUGUAGGAGAUGCCAGUGCGGCUAAAUGUGGCACCAAUAGUUCAGUCAGCAUGUCGUUACAUCAUCAGCCCCUCCACCUGUCAAUCACACAUCUGACGAGCAGUGCAGGAUAACUUGGGAGGUUGCGAGGAAACACUUCUCACACUCCGCAAAUCCACAUAAGCCUUGUACAUGGCCAGGCACGUUACACUGAUGAGGUUAGUCCAGUGCGUUUGAAGUCACUUAAAGAAUUACUGAGUUUAUAAACAGAGUGAGUACGAGCACACCUCAACACAGGUUGAGGCCUGUACUCUAUAAGUUGAGGCUACUGUACAUAUUGUAUAGAAAAUGUCUGUGAAUGACAAUCCAUACUGUUUACUGAGGGUUUUAUUUUUUUGGGAAGUUAUUUUGUGAUAUACAUUAAAUCUAUAACCUGCAGAAGUUACAAUAAUCUAUAUAUCGUAAUAAGUUCUAUAGCAUAAACUGCACACUCUAAUCUUAUAGUGUGUGCCUUCUGUUCCUUGUUUUUAUGUACAUUUCUCCUUGUAGAUUAAAUUUAAAAUUCUAAUGUAAUUUGAACAAAAAUAAACUAAAUGUCCAUAUUUUGCCCAUUGUAUAUAUGAAAUUGUAGGUAAAUGUAUUCGACUACUGAAUGACACAAUGGAGUCAAUGUAGGAUGUGCCGACUAAUUCUUUUUAAUUCAAUGUAAAUGCAAACAAU
Hippoglossus stenolepis (Pacific halibut) is the source of this 2549-nucleotide messenger RNA. It is a transcript of the gene ly6pge, whose product is annotated as lymphocyte antigen 6 family member pge. The coding region runs from base 890 to 1279 and encodes 129 amino acids. Lineage: Eukaryota; Metazoa; Chordata; Actinopteri; Pleuronectiformes; Pleuronectidae. The transcript is spliced from 3 exons. Gene Ontology annotation, molecular function: acetylcholine receptor inhibitor activity. The record is from RefSeq and is a predicted model, not a curated record.